Messenger RNA from Gavialis gangeticus (Gharial), 1726 nucleotides. RefSeq names its product endonuclease V (gene ENDOV). The transcript is spliced from 8 exons. NCBI's taxonomy places the organism in Eukaryota, Metazoa, Chordata, Crocodylia, Gavialidae. Gene Ontology annotation, cellular component: nucleolus; cytoplasm. The coding region runs from base 670 to 1500 and encodes 276 amino acids. The record is from RefSeq and is a predicted model, not a curated record. Gene Ontology annotation, biological process: DNA repair. Gene Ontology annotation, molecular function: single-stranded RNA binding; RNA endonuclease activity producing 5'-phosphomonoesters, hydrolytic mechanism.
UGGUCACAGAGGAGCGGGGCUGGAAGGGACCUCGAGAGCAGGGUUUUUUCCCAGGCUUUUCCAACCCAGCGCACACUUACACGAAUAAAACUUUCCACCGCACACCUGUUGCAGGUUGCUAGCGGUGCACGAUUGCUGGCACAAGGGUGGGCAGGGAGCCCAAGGCACAGACAGUCCUUGCUGGCGCUUGAUCCCAAUGUUAAUGGGACGUUUCCGUGCCCCCACACCGCACCUUCCUCCCCCUGGUUUACCUGCCCAGGAGACCAGGGACUUGGCAUAGAAGCAAAGCAUCCUCGAGCCGGGGGACCAUCCCAGACAAAUCCCAUGUGCAGAAACAGCACUGUCACCCCUGACACCACAGCAGGCAUCACCCCUGGCACGGGGUCUGUGGCAACCAGUGUCCUGCUGCUGCAAAGGGGUGAAUAGUUGCUCAAGAGACCCCAGGCAGAGGCCGUGCCCCACUGCAGAGCAAAGCGACCCCCCCCCAAGUCUGCACCCAUCUGAGCAGGGGGUCAAAUCCCUUCCUGCCCCCCAUGCAGCAUCGGUUUGCCCCGAAGCAGAGGCAGUCGCCAGCGUGCCGUGGAGUUUGUAAAGCCGGGAGAGUCCGUCCGAGCAGGAGCUGGCGGAAGGACGGGACGAUGCCGGCCCUUCGCAAGGUGCAGACCCCAAAUGCUGUCAAGAGUUUGGGGAAGCAAAAGCUCUGUUUCUGCCCACAGUUUAUGGUCUUUCCCUAGAGAGCAGGCCCAGCUGAAGACCAGCGUGACGGAGGAGGACACGGAGGAGUGGCAGAAACAUGCCACGUUCAAGGGACUGGAGCGAGUGGGAGGGGUGGACCUGUCGUAUGUGGAGGGAAACCAGCCUCAGGCCUGCGCAUCCCUGGUGGUGCUCAGCUACCCGGACCUCCAGGUGCUGUACGAGGACUGCCGGGAGGUAGCUGUGAGUGCCCCGUACGUGCCAGGCUUCUUAGCCUUCCGCGAGGGCCCCGUCCUGGUAGAAGCUGUUCAGAGACUGCAGGAGCAGGAGCCCAGGCUCAGCCCUCAGGUGCUGCUCGUGGAUGGGAACGGCGUGCUCCAUUACAGAGGCUUUGGUGUGGCCUGUCACCUGGGCGUCCUGACAGGCCUGCCCUGUGUCGGCGUGGCCAAAAACCUGCUCCACGUGGAUGGCCUGGCCAAGGAUGAGCUGCACAAGGAGCAGAUCCAAGACCUGCAGAUGGGAGGAGACACGUUCCCACUGACGGGUGCCUCGGGCAGGGUCCUGGGCAUGGCCCUGCGCAGCUGCAACAAGAGCACAAAGCCCGUCUACGUGUCCGUGGGCCACAGGAUGAGCCUGGAGUCGGCCGUGCGCCUCGUCCAGUCCUGCUGCAGGUACCGCAUCCCGGAGCCCAUCCGGCAGGCUGAUCUCCGCUCCAGGGAGUACCUCAGGAAGCACUCCCCUUCUCCAGCUGGCACUGCGCUUCCUGGCCCUGAGAGGAGGGACGAGGGCACUGAGCCUAAGCACUGACCUGGCACCAGCAAGGUGCAGCAGAGCCCCUGCGUGAGCACGUGCCUUCCCCGAGCCCGAGCCCUCUGCUCAGCCCGGACACCGCCAGACACGAAAGCCAGGGAGCUUCCAGGUGUGGGACCACAGGCAAACCACAACCACGCCUCUCCUGUGCUGGGCCAGAGCCCUGCUCUCAGGCUGUUUGCAAAAUCCGUAUGAUUUUAAAAUAAAUGCAGCAAAAAAAUCA